AACCUUCAAAGAAACAUCCCUCAUGAAAACAACAUUAAUUUAAAGAAAGAUCACCCACGUUGUUCAAACCCAUUUUCAACUUUCAAGGAAUACAUUAAAAAAAACAUGAACAACUCCAAAAGCCAUGGUAUAAAUACACACCGCAUUAUUCUUCAUUUGAACACAAUCUCAUGUGCUUCGAGUAAACACCACCACCAUCACUAUUCAAAACAUAGCCACUACAAUGUCGUGUGAUGAUUUCUCUUCUUUGGAAUCUAUUCAACACUUUCUUCUUGCCCAUGAACAUGAUGAUUCCAACCCUCUCGAGAAUGUUUCCAACAACGAAAUGUGUUACUCUCAACCCUACAAUUCAUCCCCAAGCCCUACCUUAAAGGAAGACUCUAGGGCAGCGCGUGAAGUUCACGCGCCACCGGUUUGGAAGCGCUACCGGGGUGUGAGGCGUAGGCCUUGGGGAAAGUUCGCCGCAGAGAUAAGAGAUCCAAAGAAGAACGGUGCUAGGGUUUGGCUUGGGACUUAUGAGACUGAAGAAGAAGCAGGUUUAGCUUAUGAUAUAGCUGCUUUUAAGAUGCGUGGUAGCAAAGCAAAGUUGAAUUUUCCUCAUCUUAUUGACUCUCAUAUGUCUCUGAAGCCAGUGAAAAAAAUAAAGACUUCAAAAAAAAAUGUAUCGGAGUCUUUUUCGUUAUUUUCACCGACUUCAGAGACUCGAGAGUCAAAGAAGAAGAAGAACUUGGCUGAUUUGUUGAACAAGUUGGCCAAAAAUAGGAGCCAAGUGCAGGUGUUUGAAAUGGGUUUUCAUGCAAAUGAUGCUCCUGUUGAACAAUGGUGGAGUGAGUUGAAUGGUUGUGUAAUGGUGUAACGUGAUGCCCAUAAGGUUACACCAUGAUUUUAAUUUCUUGGACUAUAGUUGUUUGUUUGUUUGCGUAGUUUGGAUUUCUCCAAUGAAUUUUUGCGUACACUCCUUUUGAUGAAAUUCUGGGGGUGAUAUGUUUUGUCACGAAUUUUAGAUGGAAUCCCAUGCAUAAAAAAUGACAUGUUUUAAUUAAUUA
Cajanus cajan (pigeon pea) is the source of this 1046-nucleotide messenger RNA. RefSeq lists its product as uncharacterized. NCBI's taxonomy places the organism in Eukaryota, Viridiplantae, Streptophyta, Magnoliopsida, Fabales, Fabaceae. Gene Ontology annotation, biological process: ethylene-activated signaling pathway; regulation of DNA-templated transcription. Gene Ontology annotation, molecular function: DNA-binding transcription factor activity; DNA binding. The record is from RefSeq and is a predicted model, not a curated record.